ACCAACUUCUAUGCGUAAACACGUUGAGUUACAUGCCGAUUACCUGCGAUUGAAGCCAUUUUGUGAAAAUCUUUUUACACUGUGUGUGGGAAACGGUGGGAGACACUAACAUUGGGGUCUACUCAAAUCAGAAAAACCGCAACUUUUUCUAAGUCUUUGGAGCUGAGGAACGUUUCCUGUUAACUAUUUCGUACCACAAAACUGAAGGAAAAUGUCGGGUGGUACUUUACAGAAAGCCAUUGACAUUGUAACCAAGGCAACAGACGAAGAUAAGAAUGGUAACUACGAGGAAGCUCUUAAGCUGUACACACAUGGAGUGGAAUACUUCAUCCAUGCUAAUAAAUAUGAGGCACAUGGUGACAAAGCCAAACAAAGCAUCAGGGAUAAAUGCACCCAGUAUCUGGAACGAGCCGAGCAACUAAAGAAAUACAUCGAGAAGAAGAACAAGAAGAAGGCAGUGAAAGAAGGAGGUGGGAGCAGCAGCGCUGCAAAGAAAGGGGGUAAAAGCAAUAAGAAAGACGAUGGUAGUGACAGUGACAGUGAUGACAACCCAGAAACUAAAAAGAUGCAAAACCAGCUGCAAAGUGCUAUUAUAAUGGAGAAGCCAAACAUCAAAUGGAGCGACGUUGCUGGCCUUGAGGGGGCGAAAGAUGCCCUGAAAGAAGCUGUCAUUCUACCCAUAAAGUUUCCUCAUCUCUUCACAGGCAAGAGACAAGCCUGGAGAGGAAUCCUGCUAUAUGGGCCACCAGGAACAGGUAAAUCCUACCUGGCUAAAGCGGUCGCCACUGAGGCCAACAACUCCACAUUUCUCUCCGUUUCUUCAUCUGAUCUCGUCUCCAAAUGGCUGGGAGAAAGUGAAAAGUUAGUCAAGACAUUGUUCUCUAUGGCUAGAGAUAACAAACCCUCCAUCAUUUUCAUAGAUGAGGUAGAUUCACUCUGCGGCUCAAGGAGUGAAAACGAGAGUGAGUCAGCCAGACGUAUCAAGACAGAGUUUCUCGUCAACAUGCAGGGAGUCGGCUUGGACAAUGAUCAGGUUCUCGUAUUAGGAGCUACCAACAUCCCCUGGUCAUUAGACGCUGCCAUCAGAAGAAGAUUUGAGAGAAGAAUAUAUAUCCCCUUACCCGAGGAGCAAGCACGCUGCACGAUGUUCAAACUACACAUGGGUAAGACGCCCUGUGAGCUGACGGACAAUGAUUACAGAUACCUGGCUGAGUUGAGUAGCGGGUACUCCGGUGCCGAUAUCAGCAUCGUGGUCAGAAACGCUCUCAUGGAACCCGUCCGCAAAGUGCAGACGGCAACACAUUUUAAGACGAUUUCCGGCCCCUCCCCACAAGAUCCCAAUGUCAUGCUCCAUGACCUAUUGACCCCAUGCUCACCCGGUGACCCCCAGGCCAGGGAGAUGACAUGGCUCAAUGUGCCAGGAGAGAAGCUAGCGGAACCAAGGGUUACAGUGAAAGACCUGACUGCUUCAUUAGAUCGAAUUAAACCAUCGGUCAACGAGGACGAUCUAGGCAAAUAUGUCAAGUUCACUGAGGACUUUGGACAGGAGGGUUGAUCAAAGAAACAGAAAAAUUGAACAGUGCAAGAAUAAGUGGAGACAGAUGUACAUACAAAUGCUGAAUUCUACUACGACACCUAGAAGCAAGGUGAUACUGAAAGAUGUUUCACUAACAACACUCAAGGCUUUCUGGAACAAUGAAGAAGGCCUCCUGUACUCCCACCAUAACCUCGUUCAGACUUUUCAAAUCUUAAAAGUGUGGGUAGUUUUGUAACACAAAACGCAAUGUCGACAGAUUUACAUUAAACUUACACCGUUUGAAGAUAAUGG
Molecule: messenger RNA, 1828 nt
Organism: Asterias rubens (European starfish)
Lineage: Eukaryota; Metazoa; Echinodermata; Asteroidea; Forcipulatida; Asteriidae
Product: vacuolar protein sorting-associated protein 4B-like
Exons: 12
Coding region: 212-1555 (447 amino acids)
Biological process (GO): endosomal transport; vacuole organization
Molecular function (GO): ATP binding; ATP hydrolysis activity
Source: RefSeq, a predicted model, not a curated record